AUGUUUGUCGCUAUUCUUCUUUCUAUUAUUGCCUUUAAUUGUGUUCAUUCACAAACGGAACUUACUCUACCUGAUUUACCUUACGAAUACAAUGCACUUGAACCAGUUCUUUCCGAAUAUUUAAUGCGAUUACAUCAUGAUAAACAUUUUCAAGCCUACGUCAAUAACACUAAUGUUGCUCUUCAAGCCCUAUUUGUUGAUACGCAAAUACACGAUGAAAUAAAAGAAAUAGCUAAAAAGCCGAUAGAAGUUAUUUUAACGCAUUUAGGUAUUUUACCACAUGCAUAUCAAUCACAUUUACGAUAUAACGGUGGUGGUUAUCUUAAUCAUAAAUUUUUCUUUUCAAUAUUAAAAACGCCAACAGCUACAGCUGAAGAAAAUAAACCUACAGGGCCAUUACUUGAAGCUAUUGAAAAAGCAUUUGAGUCGUUCGAUAAAUUCAAAGAAUAUUUCAAUACUGCAUCGAAUAGCUUUUUUGGUUCGGGUUGGAUAUGGAUUUAUAUUGAUGCACAUUCUAAACAGAUUACUCUUACUUUUUCAAUUAAUCAAGAUAAUCCAAUUAUGUAUGAUGAAAAUCAUGUUAUGCUUUUGUGUCUUGACCUUUGGGAACAUGCUUAUUAUCCAGUUUAUGAAAAUCGUCGCAGUGAAUAUAUUGAAAACUUUUGGCGUAUUAUUAAUUGGUCCUAUGUUGGUCAACUUUACAAUGAAAGUCGAACUGAACGAAGUGAUCUUUAA
Molecule: messenger RNA, 735 nt
Organism: Rotaria socialis
Lineage: Eukaryota; Metazoa; Rotifera; Eurotatoria; Philodinida; Philodinidae
Source: the annotation of a GenBank genome assembly